Erythranthe guttata (spotted monkey flower) is the source of this 645-nucleotide messenger RNA. RefSeq lists its product as uncharacterized. The record is from RefSeq and is a predicted model, not a curated record. Lineage: Eukaryota; Viridiplantae; Streptophyta; Magnoliopsida; Lamiales; Phrymaceae.
UUCAUGGGAAUAUGUACACUAUAUCAUUAUAUCAAUAUAUAGUGAUCACCUUCCUCUCUCUCUCUACACUUUCUCUCUCUUCCAAGAAAAAAAUGUCUUCAGAGACAGAACCUUUGAACAACAAACUAAAAAAACCCAGCACACCUCACCACCACCGCCAAUCCUCCACCUCCUUCCGGUGGGCGGCGCUCCGCCGCGGAAGGCAGCGACUGCCCACCGUCCGCCUCGGCGGCGGUAAUAAACCCGGGCGGCGUGGAUUCUCGAUCGUGAGGCUGUGCAGAAGGGCGAAGCUGAAGUGGCUGAGGUUGAAGUAUGGUUGCAUGCUGAAGAAACUGAAGAAAUACUAUGAUUCUUUGGUGAAGGAGAUGAUCGAAGGGAGCGGGGCAAUUCAGUCAUUUCAACAGAGGAUGCUUCUAGAAAGUUCUUUCGCUGUUCCUGUAAUGGGUCUCUCGUUCAAUACUUAUCCCUCCCGCUAUGCUCUUGAUCACAAGCAUAUGUUCUGAUUAAUUCAGGUUUUUUUUUUUUUUUUUUUAAUCAUAUUUUGAGAAAUUGUAAUAAUUAAUUUUCUUGUACUGUAAUAAAUGAUAUAAUGUAUUGUAUUGUAUUAUAAUAAGUCAAUGAGUAAUAAAUGAUGAAAUUAUGUGA